AUGUCGUUCCGUGUUGCUGCUCGUCGGGUCCCCACCCUCGCCCUUGCGCGACCCACAGUCGCUCCCCGCACCGCCGCUUCGGUCGUUGCUAUCCGCCUCUACAGCGACAAGCCUUCCCCUGAGGCUCGUGCCAGCUCCAUCCUUGACGCUUUGCCCGGCAACUCGCUCGUUAGCAAGACCGGCUGGGUCACCCUCGGAACUGGUCUCACCGCCGUCGCCAUCAGCAAGGAGAUUUACGUUGCCAACGAGGAGACUGUUAUCCUUGUCGGUUCGCUCAUCUUUGCCGUUCUCGUCGGACGUGCCAUCACCGGUCCUUACAAGGAGUGGGCUGACUCCCAGAUUGAGAAAAUCUCCAAGAUCCUCAACGGCGCCCGUACCAAGCACACCGAGGCUGUUCAGGCCCGCAUUGACUCCGUAGAGUCGCAGAAGGACGUUGUCGGCCUCACCCAGGCCCUUUACUCUGUCGCCAAGGAGACUGCACAGACCGAGAAGGAGGUCUUUGAGCUCCGACAAAAGACCACCCUCGCUGCUGAGGUCAAGUCCGUCCUCGACUCUUGGGUUCGUUUCGAGGCCAGCGAGCGUGAACAGGAGCAGCGCGAGCUUGCCGCCACUGUUAUCAAGAAGGUUCAGGACUCGCUUCGGGACGACAAGUUGCAGAAGCAGAUCCUUGACAACGCCGUUGCCGAGAUCGAGAACCUUGUCAAGUCCAAGACCAUCUGA
Ustilago hordei is the source of this 720-nucleotide messenger RNA. Its product is annotated as putative H+-transporting two-sector ATPase chain b precursor, mitochondrial. Gene Ontology annotation, biological process: proton motive force-driven ATP synthesis. NCBI's taxonomy places the organism in Eukaryota, Fungi, Basidiomycota, Ustilaginomycetes, Ustilaginales, Ustilaginaceae. Gene Ontology annotation, molecular function: proton transmembrane transporter activity. Bases 1 to 720 code for a protein of 239 amino acids. The record is from RefSeq and is a predicted model, not a curated record. The transcript is spliced from 2 exons.